AUGGGCGUCAAUGUAAGUAAACGACAAUUCAGCACAAUGCUUGAUUUUUCGAGCCUUGAUAUUCCGAUGACAAUCAAAAAUAUCCCAAUAAGAUCUGUAUAUAAUUUCGGUAAAGUUAUAGGGACUGGGAGAUUUGGAAUCGUUAGAGAGGCUCAAGCUAAAGGAAGUAAAAUAAAGGUCGCAAUAAAAUCAAUAUCGAAAAGUCUUCUCCACGGAAUGGACAAUGCACUUAAAAGAGAGAUUGAGAUAUUGGCAAAACUCGAUCACCCAAAUAUAAUAAGGUUUUAUGAAGCCUACGAAGAUGACCAAUACAUUAAUAUCGUCAUGGAAAAUUGUUGUGGUGGCGACCUUUUCAAAAAAAUAAUUAAUGCAGGGAAUUUUGAUGAAGAUCAAACGAGAAUUAUUUUGAAGCAAAUUUUAUUAGCAGUAAAUUACCUGCAUGAUAACAAAAUUGUACAUAGAGAUUUAAAGCCUGCUAAUUUCCUUUUUUGCAAAAGUGAAGAAGGAGCGAUGCUAAAGCUUGCAGAUUUUGGACUGUCAAGUCGCUUUACUAGGCGGUCAGAUACUUUCAGAAUAGCAGUUGGAACUACCCAUUAUAUGGCACCUGAGGUUAUUAAUGGGUGCUAUACCUUUAAAUGUGACAUAUGGAGCAUCGGGGUAAUUAUGUAUGCAAUGCUUAGCGGCAAUUUUCCUUUCCAUUCAAAAUUUGAAUGCGAAAUUUACAAACAAAUAGAAAAAGGAGAUAUAAAUAUCGAAGAUAAAAUAUGGGAGAGCAUUUCGGCUGAAGCUAAAGACCUAUUAAAAAAGCUUCUUUGUGUUAAUCAUUUCCAAAGACUUUCAGCUAGUGAAGCAUUAGCUCAUCCUUGGUUUUCUCCCCUAAAUAAACAGCCAGUUCAUAUGGAUCAAUCGACCUUAAAGGCCUUUCAAGAGUACAGUAAAAUUUCGAAUUUUCAAAAAGAAGCGUUGAGCAUACUAGUGAAAUUAUUAAGCGUCAACGAAUAAUAAAAAAAUAGGGAGAUCUGGUAAGGAUUAGCUCCCUUACUAGAAUCAGUGAAGGGAAUGUUUGACUCUCUGAGAGUCUAAAUCAACAGAGACACAUAUCAAGUGGUGCGGGAAAGUGGAAAAGAGUGUUCUUUAAAGCUGAAGGUAAAUGAAAUUCUAACAGUCGGACAACUGCCGAUCCGUUGGUUAAGAAGGCGCUCUCACGUGUUUGACUUCAGAAAAGAGAGACAAGAUUAUUUAUUGAGUUAGCUUACGAACUAACUAAGCGUCGACGAAAUUAUGGAGCUUAAUUCAAUGUUUUUAGAUUUAGAAGUUAAUGGAUUCAUUACGAUGAAAACAUUGAAUAAAGCUCUAAAAAAUUCAGGAUAUCAACUAGCAAGAAAAGAAAUUAAAGAAUUAAUGAAAUCAAUCGCUAUUGAUAAGAAUGGAAAAAUUAACCAUUCAGAAUUUUUAGCUGCUGUUGUAGCGUCAAAGCAUCAUCUUCAGCAUGAAGAGAUAUGGCUUACUUUUCAGCAUAUUGAUGCAGAAAAGAAAGGCUAUAUCACAUCAAAUGAUAUUAAAAUUGCUUUUGAAAGGUCAGGACACAAAAUGAACGACAAGCAUCUUCAUAAAAUUAUGAGUGAAAUUGGCAAAAAUAUACAGUCGCAAAUUUCUCUUGGAGAGUUUGUGGAAGUUUUCCAAAAAAUACAUAUAGCAAUAUCCUAUAGAUAGCUCAGUAAGGGAAUGAUAUUGGAAGAAAAUCUCCAGUUGAUUGGAACAACUCUGGUUUACCAGACCAAUUGGAGAGAGGCUUAUUUGUCAACUCUCCAGCCAAUAAUGGAGAGUUUCCCUCUCCAAUCUCCUACCCUUAUUUGACUAUCUCUAGGGAUUUCAUAUAUGUAA
This is a messenger RNA of Blepharisma stoltei, 1884 nucleotides long. NCBI's taxonomy places the organism in Eukaryota, Ciliophora, Heterotrichea, Heterotrichida, Blepharismidae. The record is from the annotation of a GenBank genome assembly.